Coprinopsis cinerea okayama7#130 is the source of this 354-nucleotide messenger RNA. RefSeq lists its product as hypothetical. The record is from RefSeq and is a predicted model, not a curated record. NCBI's taxonomy places the organism in Eukaryota, Fungi, Basidiomycota, Agaricomycetes, Agaricales, Psathyrellaceae. The coding region runs from base 1 to 354 and encodes 117 amino acids. The transcript has a single exon.
AUGUGGGGUCUACUGGCCACAACGCUGGUGCGCAUGCUAUAUCACCUUGUCAUCGCCGUGAUAGCUAACAUUUUGUAUAAACCAGCCGAAUCCAGGGCGUCGAGAAUCCUUAAAGAAGAGAACCUCCUAAACGAGGCAAUCAUGGAAAGCAUCUCCCGACUCAUCGAGUUCCGACAAAUAAACGCCGAGGCCGAACACAAUGCUCUUCGAAGGAAACACGAAUGGAAGGAGACAAAGAUAAGGGUUCUCAACGAAUGGAUCAAACGGCUAGAGGACACACUCAGGAAAGAAGGGAUACCACUUCCAGAAUACCCUAGUGCAAGCGGUGCCGCCUGCUGGGCCCCGCCGUCGUAG